Euleptes europaea (tarantolino) is the source of this 1728-nucleotide messenger RNA. RefSeq names its product zinc finger protein 665-like. NCBI's taxonomy places the organism in Eukaryota, Metazoa, Chordata, Lepidosauria, Squamata, Sphaerodactylidae. The coding region runs from base 1 to 1728 and encodes 575 amino acids. The record is from RefSeq and is a predicted model, not a curated record. The transcript has 3 exons.
AUGCAUGUCGUCACCGGCUCUUCCCGUGCGUCUGGAUCGGCUGACUCGAAGGUCGGUAGCCCAGUGGGAUCCGUCACCAUACAGGUCUUCCUCGUCAGAGUAGUCCGAUUCUGGCAGACAUUCUGCAAGGCGCCGUGCGCUCUGCGUGUUCCAGAUGUGCGGGAGAUGGUGAGGGAAAAGGAAUCAGCAAGGACGGUUGUGGGAAAAAAUGAAGAUAAAUGCUUGGAAUGUGGAAAGUGCUUCUCCUGCAAUGGCAGCCUAACGAUGCAUCAAAGGGUUCACACAGGAGAGAAACCAUAUAAAUGCCUGGAGUGUGGAAAGUGCUUCUCUCAGAAUGGCAACUUAACUAAGCAUCAAAAGAUUCACACAGGGGAGAAGCCAUAUAAAUGCCUGGAGUGUGGAAAGUGCUUCUCUCAGAAUGGCAGCCUAACUAGACAUCAAAAGGUUCACACAGGGGAGAAGCCAUAUGAAUGCUUGGAGUGUGGAAAGUGCUUCCCUUACAAUAGGAGCCUAAUUUCACAUCAAAGGUUUCACACAGGGGAAAAGCCAUAUAAAUGCCUGGAGUGUGGAAAGUGCUUCUCUCAGAAUUCCCACCUAACUACACAUCAAAGGGUUCACACAGGGGAGAAGCCAUAUAAAUGCCUGGAGUGUGGAAAGUGCUUCUCUCACAGUAGCCAUCUAGCUGUACAUCAAAGGCUUCACACAGGGGAGAAACCAUAUGAAUGCUUGGGGUGUGGAAAGUGCUUCUCUUCCAAAGGCCAACUGACUGUACAUCAAAAGGUUCACACAGGGGAGAAACCAUAUAAAUGCUUGGAGUGUGGAAAGUGCUUCCCUUACAAUAGUAGCCUAAUUUCACAUCUAAAGGUUCACACAGGCGAGAAGCCAUAUAGAUGCCUGGAGUAUGGAAAGUGCUUCUCUCGCAUUGACAUCCUAACUACACCUCUAAGGGUUCACACACGGGAGAAGCCUUAUAAAUGCUUGGAGUGUGGAAAGUGCUUCUCUUGCAAUAGCAGCCUAACUAGACAUCAAAGGGUUCACAGAGGGGAGAAGCCAUAUAAAUGUCUGAAGUGUGGAAAGUGCUUCCCUUACAAUAGGAGCCUAAUUUCACAUCAAAGGUUUCACACAGAGGAAAAGCCAUAUAAAUGCCUGAAGUGUGGAAAGUGCUUCUCUCAGAAUUCCCACCUAACUACACAUCAAAGGGUUCACACAGGGGAGAAGCCAUAUAAAUGCCUGGAGUGUGGAAAGUGCUUUUCUCGCAGUAGCCAUCUAGCUGUACAUCAAAGGCGUCACACAGGGGAAAAACCAUAUGAAUGCUUUGAGUGUGGAAAAUGCUUCUUUCAGAAUGACAGCCUAACUAGACAUCAAAAGGUUCACACAGGGGAGAAACCAUAUAAAUGCCUAGAGUGUGGAAAGUGCUUCUCUUUGAAUGGGAACCUAACUAUACAUCAAAAGCUUCACACAGGGGAGAAGCCAUAUAAAUGCAUGGAGUGUGGAAAGUGCUUCUCUCGCAUUGGCACCCUAACUACACAUCUCAGGGUUCACACAGGCGAGAAGCCAUAUAAAUGCGUGGAUUGUGGAAAAUGCUUCUCUCGCACUGACACCCUAAGUACACAUCUGAGGCUUCACACAGGCGAGAAGCCAUAUAAAUGCCUGGAGUGUGGAAAGUGCUUCUCUCGCACUGACACCCUAACUACACAUCUGAGGGUUCACAGGGGAGAAGCUACAUAA